AUGGUGCUAACAGAUCUGGUGUUCAAUGAACUAUCAGCAAAAACUCUACUUUCAUCGUCAUCACCUAGCAUUAUAUCAAACUCGACAUCAAGUAUAUCUGAAUCACUGCUACGGAAAACCAGAUUUGAUGAUCGAGCAACUACCAAGACAAGUUUAGCAUUGAAAUCAUACAGAAAUAACAGUAACCCAAAAUUACCAAUAUCAACAUUAAAAGAAACUCGAAUCAAUGGAGGAGGAGGAGAUGAUGAUGGUGAUGAUGAUGAGGUACUUUUAAAAGAUAUUUUCCAAUGGAAUGAAUUGAAGACAAUAUCAGAAACUAUCAAUUCUCCUGAAUUCAUCAAUUUGCAUGGCUCGUGUUUAUUUGUCAAAUCCAAUGCAGUAUAUAUUGCCAUUAUCACCAAUCGUGGCAAUAUAGUGAUUUUUAAUUAUAGACGAGAAAUAGAUUAUAUAUUAGUGCCGACACAAAGUAAUGAUGAAACCUGUGCGAUUUCAUGUAUUGCAUUUUCGUCUGAUUGUUCCUAUUUGGCAGCGGGAUUACAAGAUGGCUCUAUCAGGCUAUGGAAUUUGAAACGGGCAACUAAGGGGAAUAGUAUUCCCAAUUUGCCAUUCUAUACCAUAUAUCCAAUUAGUCUAAAGUCGAGGUUUACCCAAAACAUUCAAGGUCAUAUCAUAAAUACCAGAAUUACGUAUAUUUCAUUUGUUGGAGAGUCGAAUUAUCAAUUAAUCACUGCUGAUGAUUGUGGAUUGGUGUUUUAUCAUAAUGGUAUUAAAAAAUUCAUGAAUUUAAUCUAUGUCACCACCAAACUUUUAGGUAAAAAUGAUGCAAAUUUGGAUGACAGUAAAUUCAAAAUUCGCUGUAUGGAAAUGUUACCUUUGGGUUCAGCACAUCAAAUAACUGAUAAAAUGGGGAUACUGGCAAUUAUGACUGAUGAUUUAUUAGUGAUUGUAUCUACAAUUUCUUUGAAUGAUGAUACUGUACUGUAUGUCAAACAGCAUUUUAAAAUAGGCAAACCAAAACUUGUCUUGCAAGAAGAAGGGCUCCCUUCGCACUGCUUAAGUUGGAUGCCCUCGAUGCAUACGAAAGCUGGAUUCACCAAUACUCGAUUGGCAUAUUGUUGGAAUAAUGUAUUGACAAUAUUGGAAUUGGAUAACAAGAGUCUUUCAGGAAGAAUGCUAGAUUUUAUUAACAAUGCUAAAGAUAGAAAUAAAGUUAUUUCAAAACUACCGUUCAAAAAAAUUGCUAGAUUGAUUGAUGAGCGAAUAAUACGUGACAUUAAAUGGCUUCAAUCUGAUGUUUUAUGUUUAUUUUUUGAUGAUGAAAUGAUAACAAUUUAUAGUAAUGGAUCAGCGUUGGUGCCAGUUGCAAGUCAAACAAUUGGUAACAUUUCUGACAUAAACUUGUCUAAACAUAGAGUUCUAUACAAUCGUGAGUCGAAAUUAUUUAUUGGCAAACUGUUAGGAUGGGCAGAUAUUCUACUAAAGAAGUUAUCACAGGGGUUAUACGCCGAAGCAUUGGCUAUUGCUGAUAGCUAUUACAACUCGAAUUCAGUAGGGAAAUUGACAGUUAUUGGAUUGCCACAAAAUCGAAAGCAACGGGCCGAAUUGAUUGAACCUUAUCUUGUUAAAAUAAUGAGAGAGGCAAUGCCGCAUUUGAUACAAUCAGAUCGUGAGUCAUACAUUACACUAUGUUUGAAUAUUAUAGCAUACAUUGCUGUACCAAAUGAUUUACUUGAAACCCUAUAUGAAAUUGUACAAGAUGAUUCGGUAUUUUUCCAGGCUUUGGAGCCCUUUAUCUUAUCAGGAUUAAUACUUUCCUUGCCACCAGUUGUCUUGAAAGCAUUAAUUCAGUAUUAUGUCAAGGGUGAGAAUCACCCCUCUACCAAUAUGGGCGAUAAUGGUGACUUGUUAACUGAGAUUAUAUGUACAUUGGAUAUAAAACUGUUGGAUAUUGAUUUGGCUAUUCAAUUAUGUAAACAGCAUGAUCUUCGUGAAUGCUUGGUUUACAUUUGGAAUUUUGUUUUGAAUGAUUACCAAACGCCAUUAAUUGAAUUCUUUGUUGAUAUAAACAAUAAUCCAUCUUCAGCAGACAAUUUUAAAAUUUACACAUAUUUAUCGUAUAUUCUAACUGGUCGUCAAUAUCCGAUAGAUAAAUUUAUUAAUAACGACAUGGCAGCAAAAAAAUCUAUUUGUGAUAUAUUGUUUACAAGCUCAACAAUUAGUUCUGUGCCAACAAGAAAUGGGAACACGAUUUUCCCUUAUUUGUACACUUUACUUAAAUUUGAUUCAUUAGAAAUGUUAUCUUGUAUUAAUGAGUUUUUCGAAGAUCUGUUUUUAAAUGAGGAUGCAAAAUUGAAUCGUCAAUAUUUGCUAGAUGCAUUAAUAGACAUUUUUGAAGCCAAUGAUGAGCAUUUUACAGAUUUUGACAAGUGUCAAUUACUGAUUUUUAUUGCUAGAAAUUAUCCCAAAUAUAGUCAAUUUUUGAGGUUAUCAGAUUCAAUAUUAUCCGAUGUUUUCAAUCGAUUAUGUGAAAAUAAAUCGGAAGCUAUUUUUCAAGAUUGUGAAUUGGCACUACAGAGUUUAUUGCCUUAUUUUGAACCAGAAGAUGAUUAUUAUGUGGAAAAGUUGGAAAUGGCAAAGUAUUAUAAUGUGUUGAUUAAUAUGUAUAAAUCGGAAGGGAUGUUUUCACAAGCGUUAAGGAUGUGGUUGAAACGGGAACAAGGGAAUAUUUCUGACCAAAGUCUUGAUAACCAAACGCCAGAAAUGGACAUCGGUGGUCGUAAUAGUAAUGAUGAUCAUGAUCAUGUCGAUCAGUUAUAUCAGUUAUUGGAAAGUUCAUUUGCAUCUAGCAAGAACCCUGGUGAUCGAUUGAAUUUGGUUAAAAUAGUUAAAGAGAAUUUUGGAAGAUUUUUGAAGUUAAAUGAUGUCUCAGAUUAUAAUACUGCCAGAUUAGCGAAUUUGAUUGAACAAUUCUCUCCUAAUUUACAUUUGGAAGUCUUGAAACUUACUGGUAGUGGUGAUGAAGGUGAUGCUAGUAAUGAGAUUGUGUUGAGUUAUUUACGCGAAGUGUUUCUAGUUUCCAAAUCAAUUGAUUUAACCCAAUUCAUUAACAGAUACAUUGAACUAUUAUUGCUAUAUAAGAAAGACAAAGAAGUUGUAAGUUUUGUUAAACAAUGGAAAGAUAAAGUUGAUUAUGAUGUGGCGAUGCAAUUAUUUGAGAACCAUAAUAUUAUUGAGCCUCAAGUGAUACUUUUGGUUGACCAAGAAAAGUUCUCAACGGCAUUGGAACUUAUUUUGAAAUAUAUUGAAGAUAAUGUUAAUGAUACAACUUUACAAGAGCAAUUUUCUAACCUUCUAGAUUUAGCAAUCGAGAUUUGUGAGAAUCCCAAAAGUCUUGUCAUUAGCAAAGUUGAAGCAGAUGAGUUGAAAUCAAACGAAAAGUUAUGGCUUGAAUUGAUUACUAGAUUGGUUGUUCUUGCUAAUUCAACCAAUACUGUCGUUGGCUCACCAUUGCACAAAUUUUUCAAUCAAUUUAUACAUGAUUGCUUUAAAAGGAUUAGUGAUCAUAAAUUGAAUAAUGAUUCGAAAUCAUUAUUUUUAAAUGUGUUCAAUAAGUUUUUGCAUCAAUUUCCUGAAAAUGACCCCACAAAGUUUGCCACGCUUGCUAAUAUCAAAGAUGUGUUACAACAAGUGUUUAUUUCAUAUUCGUACGAAAGUGAAAUUUUGAAAAUAACUAUGCGAAUGUUUAAUCGAGAUAUGUAUAAAAGCAUGAUGCUAUUGCAAGACAUCAAAUUAGCCAAAUGGGAUAUAACAACAAAGAAUUGUGCAAAUUGUGGGAAGCCCAUGUGGGGUAAACAUAUUGAUAGUGAAGAUUUGAAUCAACAUUGGUUAGCCUGGGAGCAUUGCCAAAGACAAAAACUCUGGGGUAAUGUAAAAGACGAUACCUUCCAUGAUUUGAAGUUGAUAUUCUUUUCGUGUGGACAUGGUUAUCAUUUCAAUUGUCUUGAAAGAUUGGGUGUUAAUGAUUACUGUGUUAUUUGUGGGAAGAAGUAA
This is a messenger RNA of Candida dubliniensis CD36, 4050 nucleotides long. RefSeq names its product CORVET complex membrane-binding subunit (gene VPS8). Gene Ontology annotation, biological process: protein targeting to vacuole; endosomal vesicle fusion. The transcript has a single exon. The record is from RefSeq and is a predicted model, not a curated record. Gene Ontology annotation, molecular function: protein binding. Gene Ontology annotation, cellular component: late endosome; HOPS complex. Lineage: Eukaryota; Fungi; Ascomycota; Pichiomycetes; Serinales; Debaryomycetaceae. Bases 1 to 4050 code for a protein of 1349 amino acids.